Molecule: messenger RNA, 1540 nt
Organism: Salvia hispanica
Lineage: Eukaryota; Viridiplantae; Streptophyta; Magnoliopsida; Lamiales; Lamiaceae
Product: malonyl-coenzyme:anthocyanin 5-O-glucoside-6'''-O-malonyltransferase-like
Source: RefSeq, a predicted model, not a curated record
AUGACAACUGUGAUCGAAACCUGCCGUAUUCCGCCGCCACAAGGCGCCGCCGCCGAGCUGUUCCUGCCGCUCUCCUUCUUCGACAUGAUGUGGUUGCAUUUCAAUACGACCCGCCGCCUCAUCUUCUACAACCACCCAUGUUCAGAGGCUGAAUUCUUCAACACAAUUGUUCCGAACCUCAAACACUCUCUCUCUUUAACUCUCAAACACUAUCUCCUUGUCGCCUCAAAUCUCCUCUACCCUCUCGACACCGACGCCUCGAAGCCCGUUUUCCGUUACAUCUCAGGCGACUCCGUCUCGCUCUCGAUAGCCGCUUCCGCCCUCGAUUUCGAAGAGCUCGUCGCGAAUCACGCUAGAGAAUCGGAUCAGUUCUAUGACCUCCUUCCGCGGAUGCUGAAAAUGGCCGAGGAAGAAAAUUACCAAAUUGUCCCUCUGAUCUCUCUGCAGGUAACUCUCUUUCCCGCCCGGGGAAUCUGCGUUGGUUUGAGCAAUCACCAUAGCCUUAGCGACGGGAGAUCAAUCUUAGGAUUCAUGAAGGCGUGGGCUAUGAUCAACAAAUCCGGCGAUGAUGUGGUGUUUGUUUCUAGAAACGGCGAUUCUCUGCCGGUUUUUGAGAGACCAAUUUGCAAAGAUUCUAGUAGAAUUGAUGGAAUAUAUUGGAAGGCAAUUAAGCAGCGUCCUUUCAAGCCGGCGUCGACGCAUCCAUUGCCGACCAAUAGAGUGAGAGCUUCGUUCAUCCUCCGCCAAUCCCACAUCAAAACGCUUAAGAAUCUGAUCUCCUCGGUGAGGCCAAACAUAGACCGAGUCUCCACUUUUGUGGUUGCUGCAGCGUAUGUUUGGACCACCUUGGCCAAAUCCUUGGGUCCCGCUGAAGAUGAAGAAGAGGUUUUAAUCAUUGGGGCCGACGCAAGGGGCCGGCAGAACGCACUAUUCAAUCCACCAGUGCCUGAGAAUUACUUUGGCAAUUGCUUAGGUGGCGGGGUGGCGAGAGCCGAGCAUCGGAAGUUGGUGGCGGAGGAUGGUUUUUUUGCGGCGGCAGAGGCUAUUGUUGAUGAGAUGAAGGCAAAAAUCUACGACGAGGAUGAGUUUCUCAAAAGCCCGGAAAAUCUGUUGACGGAGAUGCCCAAGUAUAGAAACAUGAGGGCUUUGUCGAUGACUGGUUCCCCGAAGCUGGAUUUCACCGAGGCGGAUUUCGGAUGGGGGGAGGCGGCGAAGGUGGAGGUUCUGUCGUUGGACGGGGGAUAUUCGAUGUCGUUGUCUAACUCCGGUGACGGAGAUUUGGUUGUCGGUAUGUCGUUGACCAAGGAUGAGAUGGAGGUUUUUGCUUCUAUGUUUGCAACUGGUCUAUGCAUGUGAGAUGAUUGUAUUACUAAUAAAAUAUAAAUAUAUCAUCAAAUAAAAUUCUAAAAUAUAAUCUAUUUGUCAUGUUAAGAAGAUAAGUAAAUUUUUUAGUCCACGCCAAAUUUUGUGAUUUGUUGGUUAAUUUGUAUGAUUGGAGUACUGAUUAAAAUCAUAAAAUGUGAGUGUAAGUUUAUAUAAA